This is a messenger RNA of Gryllus bimaculatus (two-spotted cricket), 867 nucleotides long. The record is from the annotation of a GenBank genome assembly. NCBI's taxonomy places the organism in Eukaryota, Metazoa, Arthropoda, Insecta, Orthoptera, Gryllidae.
GUGUGCGCGUUGGUGCGCAGGCAGCUGGUGCGGGUGACGACGGUGGAGAUGGUGCCCACCACCGUGCUCACCUACACGUGGUGCCUGCGCGUGCCCCCGCGCUGCGCCAAGAACCGCACCGAGAUGCGCCGCAAGGUGGUGGAACACACGGUGCCGCGCUGGCGGCUGGUGCAGUACUGCUGUGCGGGCUACCGCCCGGCGCCCGACCCUCCGCCCGGCGCAGGCGGCCGCCGCUGCGCGCCCGAGUGCCCCAUGGGCUGCGCGCACGGCGUCUGCGCAGAGCCGCACCGCUGCGAGUGCAGCGCGGGCUUCUCCGGGCUGCGCUGCGACACGCCGCCUUCGGGCCCGGCUGCACGCAGCGCUGCCCGGCAGUUGCCUGCCGCGCUGGCGCCCUGCCCACGGGCGACCGGCGCCUGCCCCGAGCGGCCACCGCCCCCUCCGACCACCCCGUGCCCGCGCCCCCGCGCCGCCCGCCCCGGCCCCGCCCCCGGCCGGCUGACCACCCCCGCCGCUGGACGGGCACACCGCCCCCGCAACGCCUCGACUGCCACCGCCGCCCCCGCGCCCCCGCCGGCCGCCGCCGCCAGCGCCCCACCGGGACACCCCCUGCCCACACCCAGGCUGCCCGCCGACGCGGCGCGGCCGGGCGGCGGACUGUGGGGCGGUCUGCAGCGGCUCCACGCAGGGCCCCGCCCGACGCCUCGCCCACACGACGCCCCGGGCGCGCGGCGACGCCGCUGGACGACUCGGGCCGCCCCGCCGCCCACCGACGCCCCGGCGCCGGACGACGCCGACGCCGACGCCGACGGCGACGACAACCACGACGAUUCGCGGACACGACGAGUCGCUCGGAUCGUGGACGCGUGA